UCGGUGAGGAUCCAGGACCCUCGUGUGUGUGUGGGCUUCUCUGUGAACGGCUCGUACAACGUAGCGAUCACACACGGAGGCCGCGCUGACUCCCCUGCCGUCAACCUCAGCCUGUUCAGAGUGCAGCCGGACCACAACCUUACACUGGAACAAACGUUGGCUGUUGAAGCUCUUGAUGUCAAACACUUCUCCGUUGAAGGAAGAGACUACUUGAUUGCCUCGAGCCAGGUGUUUGUUCGGACUGGGAGUACCUUUGUUGUUCAUCAGAGCCUGGAGCUUCAGGGUGUCCUCAGUGUGUCUCUGUUCUCCCACGGGACCGGUCUCUACCUGGCUGCCUGUGUGGGGAAAGAGACUGAGGACGGCUGUGUACUGUUCCAGUGGAGUCAAGGACACUUCCAGAACCCCAGGCCUCUGCCUGUCAGCAGCAGAGCUCAACAAGUGGAGUCCCUCACCAUGGGAGCAGACGUUCUCCUGUUGGUCGUCACUGAAGGUUCCUCUACCUCCUGUGAGGUGUUUGUAUGGAGAGCCAUGCAGCAGUUCCCUCAGCACAGCCAGUCUAUCCCCCACCCUGGCCUGGGCUCUGCCCACCCCUUCACCCUACCCUCAGGGAUCACCCAUGUCCUGCUGGCGGGGAGGAAUGGCUCAGCGCUGUACUCCUGGAGGUCUGACAUCAGUCUGUUUGCCAUGGUGCUCAGGUCUCCUUCAGCCUCUCACUUCCUCUCUCUACCUCUACCCUACUUCAACACCACCAAGAGCCUCAUAGCAGCCACCGAGCCCUCAGGCUCAACCCUGUAUGAGCUCACCACGGUCUCCAACCACUCUGACUUCAUACCCAGCUAUGGCGAGUUGCGUUUCACACCCGGCGACCGGGAGUUGGAGAUUGCGGUGAACAUCAUCGACGACGGUGCCCCGGAGGAGGAAGAACAGUUCCGUGUGGUCCUAAGAAAUCCCAAGGGAGGGGCUGAGAUUGGCUUUGGUGGUCAGAUGACCGUGCUUAUUCCAACCAAUGACGACGCCCAUGGAGUCAUAGGCUUUGCACAGGGCUCUCUAUCUGUGGAAGUGGAGGAGUUGGCGCGGAGCAACCCUAUCUCUCUGAGUGUUGAGAGGAGGAGAGGAACCUUCGGCAGACUGACCGUCCACUGGGCAGCCAACGGCAGUCUGGAAGACAUCUUUCCCACGUCAGGAGUGGUGACGUUUUCUGAGGGCCAGGUGAUGGCUACCAUCUCUUUGACCGUGGUAGCAGACAGCUUUCCUGAGUUGAGGGAGAGGGUCACCCUUACCCUUUUGGAUGUCACCACAGUGGGCCUAGACCAGCUCUCCAGGGGGGCGCUGAUUGACCCACAGAGGGCACAGGCCCUCCUCACCAUCCUGCCCAACGGUUCGCCCUAUGGGGUGAUAGGCUGGCACCUGGACUCCCAGUACCUCCACACACAGGAGCCCCAGAAGAGUCCCGCUAAUGUCACCCUCACCAUUGUGAGAGAGCAGGGAGUGUCUGGGGAGGUGGCGGUCCACUACCAGACCAGACCGGCCCUGUCCCAGCCCCCCUCCAACCAGGCCAGCACCCCACAGGACUACACAUCCCGGGAGGACACCGUCAUCAUGAAGGAGCAUGCCACCAUGGCUCUCGUCACCAUCACCAUCCUACCAGUACGAAAAUAAUAGAAUAUGACUUUAUCGACAAACAAUCACCAGGUGUCCUCCUGGGACGCCUGAGGGCAGUACAGUAGGAUCCGCUCUACUUUUCCCUCUUUUCCUCUCCUCUUCUCUCCUCUCU
This is a messenger RNA of Salvelinus sp. IW2-2015, 1774 nucleotides long. RefSeq names its product adhesion G-protein coupled receptor V1-like. Gene Ontology annotation, molecular function: G-protein alpha-subunit binding; adenylate cyclase inhibitor activity; G protein-coupled receptor activity. Gene Ontology annotation, biological process: cellular response to calcium ion; cell communication; negative regulation of adenylate cyclase activity. The record is from RefSeq and is a predicted model, not a curated record. Gene Ontology annotation, cellular component: membrane; cytoplasm; stereocilium. NCBI's taxonomy places the organism in Eukaryota, Metazoa, Chordata, Actinopteri, Salmoniformes, Salmonidae.